Coregonus clupeaformis (lake whitefish) is the source of this 3490-nucleotide messenger RNA. Its product is annotated as dipeptidyl aminopeptidase-like protein 6. Bases 536 to 3073 code for a protein of 845 amino acids. The record is from RefSeq and is a predicted model, not a curated record. Gene Ontology annotation, biological process: proteolysis. Lineage: Eukaryota; Metazoa; Chordata; Actinopteri; Salmoniformes; Salmonidae. The transcript is spliced from 26 exons. Gene Ontology annotation, molecular function: serine-type peptidase activity; dipeptidyl-peptidase activity.
ACACACACCAGGUCUGUCUAGCCACCAAAGAGCUGUUGAGGCUAUCAGCCUAUUUAGUUAUUUUGAUUGGGUACCAUUUUCUGAGUCUGUAUUUAAUAUCAGAUAGCAGCCCGUCCCUAUGGGUAUCCUAUCUCACUGUGAGGACGCAUUAACAAACUGAAGAGGGGAACCAACGUGCUCUGAAUACAGACACAAACUAUUGAGACCUACUGUAGCCUUGCUCCUUUAGGACAAAGCCAACAGCUAAUCGAUCAGAGGACUUGCUGGUUAGCCUAUAGGUGACCUAUAAUAGGUCUAUCUGUUUUCUAAUUAAACCAGGAAAACGUUUUCAGUUUUAACACGUUAUUUUAUCGGGAUUAUUCACCUGUUCUUUUUUAAUCAUCUCCGCUUUAUUCCAGAGGGAGACAUUGGCCAUCCGCCAUCGGUUCUCUCCGAAGCGCACAGAAAAUAAGCAGUAGCCUACACACACAAGCAAGUCCCCACAGACGAGAGCUGUCUCUUGCUUUGACAUGCUGUAGUGGUUUUGACUGGACUUAUGGCUUCGUUGUAUCAGAGAUUCACCGGUAAGAUUAAUACAAAUAACUCUUUCCCGCACCCACCUGAGGCCAGCCACCUACUCGGCGGACAGGUCGCGGACGAGGAGAACAACACAGGGAAGACCUCUCAGUCCGUCGCCGACGGCAGACCCCAUGUUCCCUAUCGAAAAAAAAAUGCGAACGAGGACGAGCAUGACCUGGUGGGCAGUGCACCUCCACAGAGGAACUGGAAGGGGAUAGUCAUCGCCCUGCUGGUCAUCUGCAUCAUCUUGUCUCUGAUCGUCACCUCUGUCAUCGUGCUCACCCCAAUUGCAGAUGAUAGCCUUGCCCUCAAAAAGAAAGUCACCAUCGAGGACAUCUUUGGAGGAGAUCUUCAUGUGCAUGACCCCGACGCUACAUGGCUCAGCGACAAUGUACUGCUGUAUCGAACACAAGAAGGGGAUGUGGUCAAACUCAACGUCAAAACACAGGAUAGGGUCGUUUUGGUGGAGAACAGGAAGUUUGAAAUCUACAAAGCCACCAAGUAUCAAAUAUCUCCAGACCUGGAACAUGUGUUGUUGGCCUACAACGUGGACCCAGUCUACCAGCACUCCUACAUGGCCUGCUACAUUAUCUGUAGUCUCAUCACCCCGGAAACGUGGAGUCUGAAUCCUCCUGAGGUACGGAAAGCCCCCCUACAGUAUGCUGGAUGGGGACCCAAGGGCCAACAGUUGAUCUUUAUCUUUGAGAACAACAUCUACUACAGAGCGACAGUGGAGAGCAGAACCUUUCGCCUGGUGUCCACAGGGAAGGAGGGAGUCGUCUUCAACGGCCUGAGUGACUGGCUGUACGAGGAGGAGAUCCUGCAGACCCAUAUAGCCCAUUGGUGGUCUCCAGACGGUCUCAGACUGGCCUACGCCACCAUCAACGACACCCUGGUGCCCAAGAUGGAGGUCCCCAUCUUCACUGGCGCCUCGUAUCCAACAGGGCUGGAGUAUCACUACCCUAAGGCUGGGGAGAACAACCCUGUUGUACAUCUGUCUGUGGUGAGUCUGAACGGCCCCGUUCACACGGUGGAGAUAAAGAAACCAGACGACCCCAGGAUAGGAAGUGAAUAUUACAUCACAAUGGUAAAGUGGGCCACCAGCACCAAGCUGGCAGUCAACUGGCUGAACAGAGCUCAGAACAACUCCAUACUGACACUGUGUGAGGCCACCACAGGAGUCUGCACCAAGAAACAUGAGGAUGAAAGUGAGGGCUGGCUACACAGACAGAACGAAGGGCCACUCUUCUCCCAUGACGGAUACAAGUUCUUCUUCACCAGAGCUGUUCCUCAGGGUGGAAGGGGAAAGUUCUUCCAUAUCUCCAUGUCCACCUCCCAGCCCAAUACCAGCACAGACACUCUGCAGUCCCUAACAUCAGGAGACUGGGACGUCACUCAGAUACUGGCCUACAGCCAAGACAGGCAGCUCAUAUACUUUUUGAGCACAGAGGAUGAUCCAAAACGACGACACCUCUACAGUGCGGACACCAAUGGCCCAUUCAACCGUCGCUGUCUGUCGUGUGAGUUCAAGUGUGGCUAUGUGGAUGGCUCCUUCAGCCACAACAUGCAGUACUUCCUGCUCAACUGUAAAGGCCCUGAUGUACCCAGUGUUGCCAUCUACAGCACCAAAGACAAACAGAAGGUCCUGGACCUGGAGACUAACGAGGGAGUGAAUAACACGUACCACAACAUGCAGAUGCCCAAAGUGGAGUACGAGACCAUCACCAUAGACGAUUACACUCUGACAAUGCAGAUCCUGAAGCCAGCUGGUUUCAUAGACACAGCUCACUACCCCCUACUGCUACUAGUGGACGGAACGCCUGGCGGACAGAUGGUGACAGAGCAGUUCCGUGUGGACUGGGCCACGGUGCUGGUGAGCAGUUACAGCACCAUCGUGAUCCGCUUCGAUGGCCAUGGGUCCGGGUUCCAGGGCACCAACCUCCUCCACCGCAUCAGGAGGAAACUGGGCGUGAUCGAGGAGAGGGACCAGAUGGAGGCCCUCAGACUGAUAUCCAAAGAAAUGUACAUCGACAAAAGUCGAAUUGGAGUAUAUGGAAAGGUUUAUGGAGGAUAUUUAGCCACCAUGCUUUUAAGUUCUGAAGACUCCAUGCUUAAAUGUGGAGCCGCCGUCUCACCCAUCACAGAUUUCGAGUUAUACGCUUCAGCAUUUUCAGAGAGAUACCUUGGAUCACCUAAGACAGACUCUCGAAUAUACUCGAUGGCAAGUUUAGCACACCGGGCAGGUAAUCUCAUGGACAGGAAGUACAUGAUCAUCCAUCCAACUGCUGAUGAGAAAGUCAAUUUCCAGCACUCUGCAAAAUUCAUCAACCAUUUAAUCAACGAGAAGGCAAAUUACUCUUUACAGAUCUACCCAGACGAGGGACACUUCCUGCAUAGCGAUGGCAGACGGCAACACCUGAGCCAAUCACUGGUCAACUUCUUUGAGGAGUGUUUCCGACUGCCGGACUUACCGAGCGAGGAAGAGAAGGACAAAGAGGACGAGGGAGAUGGUUAAACCAGCUGACACAUGGUUAACGCUCUGGCCAGUUACUACAGCACAAUAUGCAACAGAUCUUUCUGUUACCCCCACCCCUAGCCUGGUUCCAGAUCUGUUUGUGCGGUCUUGCCAGCUCUGACAAUUAUCAUUUAGAGUUGACAUUGGCAAAACAGAUCUAGGACCAGGCUAACCUACUCCAUCCUCUGUAUAAUUUGGGCUCCUCUUUAGAGCACAGUACCUGCAUGUACCAAUAGCCUCACACCUCACCCUUUUCCCCUUCUUCUUCAUCACUUCUGGUUGGCUGACAACUGGACUGGCCAGCAGACAUCAAAUGGUGGUGCUGUUUUAACAUCAGAAUCAUGGACACAAUCAUCAGAAACUUUCUGGUUGUUGGUGAAUUAUGUCAUUUAUAAUGAUGGUACCAACAACAGGUAG